AUGACGGAUACCAUCUACACGUCGGCCUAUCCGUCCGUCCACAUCUGUCGUCGUUCUAUCUUCACUCAUAUUCUUGGUGUCUCUUCAUCUUCCCCAGGCACAGUCGGUGGCUUCCCCGCUUCAUCACCCGCAUUCAUAGAUGCUCUUUCCGGUACAACAAUUUCUCGCGGGAAAUGUCGCUCAUAUGCUCUUCAGUUAGCAUUCUCCCUUCACAACCUCCCAUCACCCCUAGAAAAUCGCACCAAGACAGUGCUCAUUUUCUCUCCUAAUUCAAUCACAUGGCCUGUCAUGAUGUUGGGUGUGGUGGCCGCUGGCUUCCGCGCGACGCUUGCAAACAGCGGAUAUACGCCAAAUGAACUGAAGUAUCAAUACAUUGAUGCAGGAGCUCAUCUUGUAUUUGCCCACCCUUCGCUAGUCGGGACAGCCCGGACUAUGUUAAGAUCCCUUGGAUGCUCCGAGCAAGAAAUACGGAGCCGUAUCAUCGUGGCUGGAGUUCAGUGGAUCAUGGGUGCCAGGGACGUGUCUGUUCCAGAUGACCAGCUGAAAGAUCUCGUGACCAUAACUCAACUACUUGGUCGCGGCGAGCUCAAAGAAGAAGUCAGUUUCGACGGUGAACGGUCAAACGAGACUGUCUAUCUCUGCUACUCCUCUGGCACAACAGGUCAACCAAAGGGUGUCGAAACCACACAUUACAAUAUCAUCUCCGUCCUCGAGAUACUCAAACCUGUCUGGCCCAAUUCCAAGCCAUGCCUUACUCCGUCCAUCCCUGCACAAGGUGGUGUAGAUGUCCUCUUCGGGUGUCUGCCCUAUUAUCACAUCUAUGGCGGAGUCAAACUUCUCCAUUUGCCGUUAUUCUUAGGCGUACCCGGGGUUGUCAUGGCAGGGUUCGACCCCGAUGGCUUCUGUGCUGCUAUCGCAAGAUACCGCGUGACUAUUAGCUUUGUUGUCCCUCCAAUGCUAGUAGUAUUUGCGAGACACCCAGCUAUCCAAAAACAUGACCUCACCUCCCUCAAGAUUCUCUUCUCAGGCGCCGCACCUCUCGGCGCUGAGCUUGUCUUGGCCGUGAUGGAGCGCAUGAAGAGCAUUGGCGCAGAUUUGGAUAUUCUACAAGGCUAUGGCCUCACAGAAACAUCACCGACGGUAUUCCUCCUCCCCGUUCCUGACGCCAGCAGUCAUAUUGGGGCGGCAGGAGUUCUGCUUCCAAAUUUGGAGGUCAGACUUGUUGGCGAAACUGAAGGCGAACCGCACACAGAUAUCCCAGGUGCUGGUGAGGUAUGGGUGAGAGGGCCGACGAUCAUGAAGGGAUAUCUAAACAACCCCACUGCAACUGCUGAAGCUAUUACGCCUGAUGGGUGGUUCAAGACUGGUGAUAUCUGCGUGCGGGACAAGGAUGGGUUCUUCACAAUCGUGGACCGGAGAAAAGAGCUGAUUAAAUAUAAGGCGAGCUUUUUGCUCCGAUGCAUCCCGCUUUUCUUCCGUGCGACCGCCCAACUGAUAGCUAAUGCGCUAGUUCCUCCGGCCGAGCUGGAGUCAGUGUUGUUACAGCACGCCGAGAUCGCAGACGCAGCCGUAAUUGGGAUUGAGAGUAAGGAGGAAGCAACGGAAUUACCUCGCGCAUACAUAACGCCUUCUCGCCCACUUUCCCCCCAGGAAGUGUCUUCGUUUGCACUAGGUGUCCAAAGCUGGGUUUCACAGCGUGUAGCGUCACACAAACAACUAAGAGGAGGAGUUGUGAUCAUCGACAAGGUACCGAAAAGUGCCGCUGGAAAGAUCCUUCGUCGUGAGCUUCGUGAGCGUGCGAAGACCCAUCAGGGAAAACCUCCCGCGAAGAUUUUGUAA
This is a messenger RNA of Suillus fuscotomentosus, 1839 nucleotides long. RefSeq names its product AMP binding protein. Gene Ontology annotation, biological process: secondary metabolic process. The transcript is spliced from 8 exons. The record is from RefSeq and is a predicted model, not a curated record. Gene Ontology annotation, molecular function: CoA-ligase activity. NCBI's taxonomy places the organism in Eukaryota, Fungi, Basidiomycota, Agaricomycetes, Boletales, Suillaceae. The coding region runs from base 1 to 1839 and encodes 612 amino acids.